This is a messenger RNA of Ananas comosus (pineapple), 1185 nucleotides long. RefSeq lists its product as uncharacterized. Lineage: Eukaryota; Viridiplantae; Streptophyta; Magnoliopsida; Poales; Bromeliaceae. The record is from RefSeq and is a predicted model, not a curated record. The transcript has 2 exons. Bases 1 to 1185 code for a protein of 394 amino acids.
AUGAAACAACCACCUGGCUUUGUGCAUCCUUCGCUUCCUAGUCACGUUUGCCGCCUACGUAAAGCGAUAUAUGGUCUCAAACAAGCUCCUCGGGCUUGGUUUCAACGCUUCACUUCUUUUCUUUCUGAGAUUGGUUUUGUUGGCAGCACUGCUGAUCCCUCAAUGUUUGUUUGUCAUUCUUCCUCUGGCACUCUUGUUCUCCUCUUGUAUGUUGAUGAUAUUAUUGUCACCGGCAGUUCCUCAUCUCUUCUCGAUGCUCUUAUCGUUACUUUACAACGCGAAUUUGCCAUGAAAGAUCUCGGAUCGCUGCAUUAUUGUUUGGGUAUUGAGGUUCAUCGCUCUCCCUCUGGUCUUCAUCUAUCUCAACAAAGAUAUGCGCAUCAAUUGCUUCAGCGACAUGGUUUUUUUGACAGUAAGCCCGUUUCUACUCCUCUUUCGCCAACAUCUCGUCUCUCUUCCCAUGAAGGGCAUCUUCUUGAGGAUCCAUACACUUAUCGUCAGAUCGUUGGUGCUCUCCAGUAUCUCACUUUCACCAGACCGGACGUUUCAUAUGCCGUCAACUCUGUUGCCCAGUAUCUUCAUGCACCUCGUGAACCACACAUGCAAGCGGUCAAACGUAUUCUGCGUUAUAUUCGGGGGACGCUAACUUAUGGCCUUCCUAUCUCUCGCUGCGACAAUCCUUCUCUUGUGGCCUUCGCUGAUGCUGAUUGGGCUGGUUGCCCGGAUACACGUCGCUCUAAUUCUGGAUAUUGCAUUUUUCUUGGGCCAAAUCUUAUCUCCUGGUCUACUAAGAAACAACCCACCAUUUCUCGUUCUAGUUCUGAAGCAGAGUAUCGUGCUGUAGCCUACACACUUGCUGAGACAGUCUGGAUUCGUCGUCUCCUUCGUGACCUUCGUGUUUUCUUAUGGCGCUCUAUCAGUAUUUAUUGCGAUAAUCUCAGCACCACAUAUUUUGCGGCCAAUCCUGUUCUCCAUGCUCGCACGAAGUACAUUGAACUUGAUCAUCAAUUUUUGCGGAAAAAAGUUCAGUCUGGUGAUUUGGCUUUAAUUCAUAUCCCUUCUGACAAGCAACUUGCCGACAUUUUCACCAAGCCCCUGUCAUCCUCUCGUUCGUCUGAGAGCCAUGGAUAUUUUGUUACAAAAUUUGGGCACACCAGUGGCUUUAAUAGGAAUUUAGUUGCAUGA